AUGUCCAUGGAGAGGAAUUGCCCAAAUUACACUAAUGGUAAUCUAAUUAAAAAUAGAGGGCGCGGAGCCGCGGGCCGCCGGGCAUGGACCCUCAGACCUCCGGGGCCCUGGCGCUGGGGGCUGCGGCCUCGGGGUCUGCCGCUGGCGAGAGCGCGGGAGUCGCCCCCCAGCCCGGAGGCUGGCUUUGCUCCGCAUGACCACUCCGGUCAGGAGAGAGAGAAUGAGAAAGCCACGGAUCGACUAGCCAGUGGAACACAGAGCAUCCCUAAUGGUGGUCCUGCCCGUGAUGAGGGCACCCAUUCUGAAGAGGAAGGCUUUGCUAUGGAGGAUGAAGAUUCUGAUGGGGAACUGAAUACCUGGGAGCUGCCAGAAGGGGUGUCCAGCCGUCUGCCUAGGGAACAGGCUGCUGAUCUUUUUAAUGAGGACUGGGACUUGGAGUUGAAAGCGGAUCAAGGGAAUCCGUAUGAUGCUGAUGACAUCCAGGGCUGCAUUUCUCAAGAGGUCAAACCUUGGGUGUGCUGUGCCCCGCAAGGAGACAUGAUCUAUGACCCCAGUUGGCAUCAUCCACCUCCACUGAUACCCCAUUAUUCCAAGAUGGUCUUUGAAACUGGACAGUUCGAUGACGCUGAAGACUGAGGGUACAGCUUUUUGCCUGCCAGGUACACGGGUCUUCAAGAUUAAGGUCUUUCUUCUUUUCUUUGAGGUGAGAUGUCAUAUCUGAGGAAACAUUCCCAAUGACUCCUGAGCCAGGCACACAGACUGGUGUUAAAUAAGAUCCCACUGCCCCCUACUUCUGUUGUUGUUUUUCAUGAGUGUGUUACCUCUUUAGAUGUGUGUUUGUUUCUGCAUUAGGAGGAGGAGUUGUGUUCUUUAUAAAUAAAGGUAG
This is a messenger RNA of Myotis brandtii (Brandt's bat), 886 nucleotides long. Its product is annotated as coordinator of PRMT5 and differentiation stimulator. The record is from RefSeq and is a predicted model, not a curated record. NCBI's taxonomy places the organism in Eukaryota, Metazoa, Chordata, Mammalia, Chiroptera, Vespertilionidae. The transcript has 3 exons. The coding region runs from base 1 to 636 and encodes 211 amino acids. Gene Ontology annotation, molecular function: histone binding. Gene Ontology annotation, cellular component: nucleus.